Molecule: messenger RNA, 840 nt
Organism: Fusarium musae
Lineage: Eukaryota; Fungi; Ascomycota; Sordariomycetes; Hypocreales; Nectriaceae
Exons: 5
Coding region: 1-840 (279 amino acids)
Molecular function (GO): acetylpyruvate hydrolase activity
Source: RefSeq, a predicted model, not a curated record
AUGGCCUCAUCUGCCCUCCAGCGUCUCGUACGCUUUGUACCUAGAUCUAGUCCUUCCAAGAUCCUUAUCGGCCAGCCAGCAGACAAGGAUAUUGAUGUUGGUGCUGCCUUACGCAAGGGUCAAGAGGUUGCAGUCAAUGUUUGGUCAGGUUCAUCAGUCCUAUCCCCAGGAUCCUCGACUGGUACUACCGAAACCAUUGACCGCGUCCUGUCCCCUCUUGCCCAAAAUGAGAUCGGUACUAUCCGGUGUGUCGGUCUGAAUCCAGCGACAACGAUCGUGGAUCCUUGGCCAGCUCGUGGAACCAUUCCCAAGCUGAGCCAGGUGGACGAGUCUGGCGACUACGAGGCAGAAUUGGCUGUGGUAAUUGGUAAGACGGCUAAGAACGUGAGCGAGGCCGAAGCUUUGGACUACGUUCUUGGAUACACUGCCGCCAACGAUGUUUCCAGCCGCACUCAGCAGCUAAACCAGUCUCAAUGGUCCUUCUCAAAGAGCUUUGAUGGGGCUUGUCCAUUAGGUCCAACACUGGUUCUCAAAUCUCUUAUUACAGAUCCCACCAAGCUUCACAUGCGAGGGUUAAAGAACGGCGAAGUGUAUCAGGAGAGCGGCACUGACGACCUCAUCUUUUCUGUUCCUAAGAUUAUUAGCUGGCUGUCUCAAGGCACUACACUUCCCCCGGGAACUGUGAUUGUCACUGGCACCCCCGCCGGUGUUGGAAUGGGCCGAACCCCUAAGGAUGCGCUCCGGCACGGCGACGAAUUUGCGGUUGAGAUUCUGCCUCAUAUUGGAACACUCACUAACAUUUUUGAGAAUGAGAAGAGUGGCUUCAUGACCAAGUUGUAA